GCGUAAUGCCCCAAAGCAGCUAGGGAAAAGACUAAUGCGCCACAAGUGUUCUGCCAGAACAGUCUUCAUCUCUCCAGGAUACUGCACCAUCAGAGGGCUCUUACCCUCAGAGCUCCACAGUUAAGAAAAUGCACAUCGAUCACAAUUCAUCAGACCACAAUGAAACAUCAUGGUUUUAUGACUGUAACCUUGACUUGGACCAUGACUCUCGGCGCAUUUGGCUCUUCCUGCUCUACCUGUUCCUGUUCAUGGUGGGUUUGGUCGAGAACUGCCUGGUGAUUUGGGUAAACUGGCGCAGGCGACACUCAGCCAGCGGUGUGCUCUUCUGUGUUAUCAACAUCAGCCUGUCUGACCUGAUGGUGGUUUUCACUUUGCCAUUCUUCAUGCUGGAGAUAGCAAUGGACAGAGUUUGGGUUUGGGGUCGAUUCCUCUGCAAGGUGACGCACUUCAUCUAUAUCAUCAACUUCUACAGCAGUUCCUUCUUCCUGGCCUUCAUGACUCUCGAGAGGUACCUUACCGUAACGCGGCCAAACACGCCCGCAUGUUUCCCGCUGCAGCCCAGGCACCGGCGAUGGCUGCUGUGUGCCGGAGUGUGGCUUCUGUCCCUGGUGUUGGGGCUGCUAGAAAAUGUACACGUAGACCUGCUUGGGUGGCAUGAACCUGGCUGCUAUAUGAUUCCUGAGAAAGAUCACAUCGAAUGGUUCGUCUCACUUAGUUUCCUCUGCUUUAUCUUCCAGUUUUUGGGGCCUGCAUCUGUCAUCAUCACAUGUAAUAUACUGAUUGCGCGGUCUGUUCGCGCCUCUCCGGACGUGGAAAAUCGUAGGGAUCUUUGGCUCUUGCAUGUGUAUUCACUGGUCUUUGUGGCCUGUUGGCUUCCCUACCACUUUGUGAUGCUCCUAUUAAUGGUGGAUGACCUGGAUCCAAGCUUGAUGUCCUGCGACACUAUAGAUACUCUGUUCUUCUCCUUUGGUAUUGUACAGUGUAUCUCAUUGUUUCAUUGCAUUGCCAACCCCAUUCUCUAUAACUUCCUCAGCAAGAGCUUUCGUGCCAACCUCUUUAACGAUAUUCUUUCACGUAUUUCCUCACUACCUGCCAACACUGUGGCCAAUGCAGCUGACGGUGCAGGGACAGUACCACGAAAGGAGCGAAAGUUCAGCAAUGCCAGCACCAGCCAAUCAGAGAUAGGAUCCUAAGAUCCAAUACAUCACAAUAAGUUUUCCUGAGAGAUAUGAGUAAGCAGCAUAAUGUCUGUGCUGCUAUAAAGAAAUAUUUUUCAGUUCCAUUCAAAAUAUGUGUCCUAGCAUUAACACCCCUGUGUAAAUAAAGAGACCAUUUAAGAACAAUUAUUCUGAUUAUAUUCUAAAUUUAAAGGGUUCGGAGAUCAUGCAUUAUUCCAAAAAAUUCAUGCGCAUUGGGCAAUAUCCUUUGAGAACGAACCUUUUUUAAGCAGUGAAGCACAACAGAGUCAAAAGUGCAUGUAAAGAAACAUCUUUAGGAGUUCCUGUCAUUAGGUUUAGAAGAGGAAGGAAACUCCCUACAUCGCACUCCCACAGGAAGUUGCUGUGUAAUCACACAUUUGAAGAGGAUGAUAACUGUACACUAAAGAAAAAAAUAACUUGGCUUUAGUCUGCUUUAAAAAAAAAUACCCAAUACCUUAUAUUCAAAUGUUCAAACAGAGCUUUUUUUAUGGAAUAAACGUUCCUUUCGAAACAUGUAAAA
Molecule: messenger RNA, 1719 nt
Organism: Tachysurus vachellii
Lineage: Eukaryota; Metazoa; Chordata; Actinopteri; Siluriformes; Bagridae
Product: G-protein coupled receptor 182-like
Exons: 2
Coding region: 129-1193 (354 amino acids)
Biological process (GO): G protein-coupled receptor signaling pathway
Cellular component (GO): membrane
Molecular function (GO): G protein-coupled receptor activity
Source: RefSeq, a predicted model, not a curated record